GCUUUUACUCACGCUAAUAUAGCGAUCAGUCAACUUUCGAAACGUCGGUUUGUUAGAUAGUAAUGUUAUAGCGUUUUUUAGAAGUAGCAAACGAUUAAAAUAUAAUUUUCCAGUAAUUAUUAGGAGAAAUAAAAUUAUUAAAGUCAACACAACUCGGUGACCACCUUCUGAAAAUUUUAAAUGUUUUAGAAACAAUAUUAUAUAGAAAUGAAAGAAAGAGAGAGGCAGAGGCAAAAACAAGCGUGAAAGAGAGAGAGAAGAAGAGGAAGGAAAAAAGAAUGUCGACGACGACUUCAGAGGCGAGAUCGCCGUUACCGUUGUUGUUAAGACGAGGAAGGUCUUCGACGGCAACAGGGACGUCGGAAGAGAGAUCGCCGUUAUCGUUACUGUUCAGAAGAAAGUCGAGUAAAGAUGUGAGGAACAUAACGUCCGUUUCGAGCAGUCUAUUGCCUGCGUUUGGGACAGUCAUCGAAGACGAUAAUCCUUCUUCCAAAGCUUUCAUCGUUCUUCCCUACGAUCGUCGUUACAGGUUGUGGCAACUGUUUUUGGUGAUUUUGGUGGGCUAUUCGGCGUGGGCAUCGCUCUUCGAGCUGGCUUUCGAGAAAGCUGCUGAAGGAUCUUUCUUGACCGUUGAUCUCGUGGUUGACUUUUUCUUCGCCGUUGAUAUCAUCCUCACUUUCUUCGUCGCCUACUUGGAUAAAUCUACGUACCUCAUCAUCGACGACCACAAGCUCAUCGCCAAACGGUACUUGAAGAGCGUGUCUUUUGUGAUGGACGUAGCAUCAACGUUACCGAUUCAAUUCAUUUACAAAUCCAUUACCGGAAAUGCCGGACGAGGCCAAGCUUUUGGCUUCCUUAAUUUGCUCCGCCUCUGGCGUCUCCGUCGUGUAGCCGAGCUCUUUAAAAGACUAGAGAAAGACACAAAUUUCAACUACUUUGUGAUCAGAGUCAUCAAACUUCUUUGUGUAACGAUAUUUUGGACACACAUAGCGGGUUGCAUUUUAUUCUGGAUAGCCUACCAUUAUCCAAGGCCUAUAGAAACAUGGAUAGGAUCACAAGUUGAGGAUUUCAAGGAGAGAAGUGUCUGGUUAGGCUACACUUAUUCUAUGUACUGGUCCAUCGUCACACUCACCACCGUCGGUUACGGCGAUUUGCAUGCGGUCAAUACCCGUGAGAAGACAUUCAACAUGUUCUAUAUGCUUUUCAACAUUGGCCUCACUGCCUAUAUCAUCGGUAACAUGACCAAUCUUGUCGUCCAUGGCGCUCUUCGCACAUUCACCAUGAGGAGUGCCAUCAAUGAUAUAUUGCGGUACACGAGCAAGAAUGGGUUACCAGAUAUGAUGAGAGAGCAAAUGCUUGCGCAUAUGCAACUAAAGUUCAAAACCGCGGAGCUAAAGCAAGAAGAGGUUAUUCAAGAUUUGCCUAAGGCCAUAAGAUCAAGCAUUAACGAGCAUCUUUUCCGCUCCACCAUAGAGAAAGCUUAUCUCUUCAAAGGAUUCCCCGAUGGCCUUAUCGUCCAGCUGGUUUCACAAAUAAAAGCAGAGUAUUUCCCGCCGAAAAUGGAGAUAAUAUUGCAAAAUGAGAUUCCAACGGAUUUCUACAUACUUGUAUCAGGAGGAGUGGAGAUAGUUGCAUCCAAGGGAGUGAGUGAACAGGUAUUAGCGAAGUUAGGUCCCGGAGAUAUGGCGGGAGAGAUUGGAGUCGUGUUCAACAUUCCUCAGCCUUUCACCGUGAGGACACGGAGACUUUCACAAGUUAUUCGAAUCGGUCACCAUGAUUUCAAGGAAAUGGUUCAGUCUGAUAUCGACGACGCCAAAAUCAUCAUGACCAAUUUCAUGACUUAUCUCAAAGGGUUGAAUGAUGAGUUGAAGAAAGAAAUCCCUUUUCUUAGAGAUUUAUUAGAUAAUGCAGAUGCUCAGGAAGCAAUUCAAACAGAGGAACCACCACAGAGUAACAAUGAUGAGAUAGUUCCAGUCUCAAGAGAUGAAAAUGAAACGAAAGAAGAGAAACAAAGAGAGGGAGUUCCCAUGAGAGUGAUUAUUCAUGGACAUUCUCCUAACGAAGAUAACAACAAUAUUGGUGAUUCCAACGGUAGACUUAUCAUUUUGCCUGAUACUAUCCAACUUCUAUUCGACUUAGCUGAGAAGAAGUUGGGGAAGCGAGGAAGCACGAUUGUGAUGGCAGAUGGUGCACAUGUUGAACAGCUCGAUGCUCUUCGAGAAAACGAUCAUUUGUAUAUUUUUUAACUAAAUACAUAACAAUAUAUAUAUAUAUAUAUAUAUAUAUAUAUAUUACAAUCUUCUCACUUCCCACAUACAAAUAGAGAAACAAUACUUUUGUCAUCGUAAACGUUCCUAUGAAAGGAAGCAAAUUCAGAUAUGUGAAAAUUAUAAGGUGAAGAAGACUGAAUACCCAAUCCAAUUAUAUUCAUGUAUUAUAUUAUGAACUUCUUUUUCUUUUGACCUUUUCAACUCCAAAUUAUUUUAGAUUGAAUAUUGCAUUUGCAUGACAAAG
Molecule: messenger RNA, 2514 nt
Organism: Thlaspi arvense
Lineage: Eukaryota; Viridiplantae; Streptophyta; Magnoliopsida; Brassicales; Brassicaceae
Source: the annotation of a GenBank genome assembly